AUGGAAGAAACUUACAUCGAUUCCCUGGAUCCUGAAAAGCUAUUACAAUGUCCCUAUGACAAAAACCACCAGAUCAGGGCCUGCAGGUUUCCUUAUCAUCUUAUCAAGUGCAAAAAGAAUCAUCCUGAUGUCGCAAACAAAUUGGCUACUUGUCCCUUCAAUGCUCGCCAUCAGGUUCCUCGGGCUGAAAUCAGUCAUCAUAUCUCAAGCUGUGAUGAUAAAAGUUGUAUAGAGCAAGAUGUUGUCAACCAAACCAGAAACCCUGGACAAGAGACUCUGGCUGAGAGCACCUGGCAGUGCCCUCCUUGUGAAGAAGAUUGGGAUAAAGAUUUGUGGGAACAGACCAGCACCCCAUUUGUUUGGGGCACAGCCAACUACUGUGGCAAGAACAGCCCUGCAAGCAACCUAGUUAUGGAACAUAAGAGUAACCUAGCUUCAGGCAUGCGCGUUCCCAAGUCUCUGCCAUAUGUUCUGCCAUGGAAAAACAGUAAGUGA
Messenger RNA from Phyllostomus hastatus (greater spear-nosed bat), 495 nucleotides. It is a transcript of the gene GTSF1, whose product is annotated as gametocyte specific factor 1. The transcript is spliced from 6 exons. NCBI's taxonomy places the organism in Eukaryota, Metazoa, Chordata, Mammalia, Chiroptera, Phyllostomidae. The record is from RefSeq and is a predicted model, not a curated record. Bases 1 to 495 code for a protein of 164 amino acids.